GCCGGCUAACUAAAGCUGGGGGACAAACAACUUCCUCGAUCUUCCCAAUUCCCACCUACCGUUCUUCAGAGAUCCCAACCCCUGCUUCAUUAAUUGACCGCACCACUCAUGAUGACGAAUCUACAACUCCGCUCGCAGGUAAUCAAUAUCUACAAGGAACUCCUCUUUCUUGGCCGCGAGUACCCACUGGGCUAUGAGUACUAUCGGAAUAGGUUACACAAAGCUUUCUCUAGCCAGGCACAUCUGGAAAAUGAGGAACAGAUCCGGAAAGGUAUUGCGAGAGCGGAGUUUGUUAAGAAGGAAAUUGAAGCCUUGUACUAUCUAAAGCGAUACCGCACCUUGAAACAGCGCUAUGAUAAUAAAUGAUGCCGGCCGUCCAACUUGUCGUGGGCCUAAUCAACACGUUCUCAAGAAGAUUACACAGAAAAAGUAAAUGCGAAAUUGAAAGGAGAAAAGUGGGGGUAUCACC
This is a messenger RNA of Aspergillus ibericus CBS 121593, 469 nucleotides long. RefSeq names its product electron transfer flavoprotein regulatory factor 1. The record is from RefSeq and is a predicted model, not a curated record. Bases 109 to 366 code for a protein of 85 amino acids. The transcript is spliced from 4 exons. Gene Ontology annotation, biological process: respiratory electron transport chain. NCBI's taxonomy places the organism in Eukaryota, Fungi, Ascomycota, Eurotiomycetes, Eurotiales, Aspergillaceae. Gene Ontology annotation, cellular component: mitochondrion.